AUGAAGGAGACCCCAGAAUCUCACUUCUUUAAGGUUGAUCUUCCUGGGCUUAAGAAAAAGAAAGUGAAAGUUGAGGUUGAAGAUGACAGGGUGCUUCAAAUCAGCUGCGAGAGGAAGAUAGAAAAGGAAGAUAAGAAUGAUUUGUGGCGCCUUGUGGAGAGGAGCAGUGGAAAGUUCUCGAGAAGGUUUAGGUUGUCGGAGAAUGUGAAGAUGGAUCAAGUUAAAGCUUCUAUGGAGAAUGGGGUUCUUACCGUAACUGUUCCUAAGGUGGAAGUGAAGAAACCUGAUGUCAAAUCCAUUGACAUUUCUGGUUAA
This is a messenger RNA of Hibiscus syriacus, 315 nucleotides long. Its product is annotated as 17.8 kDa class I heat shock protein-like. The coding region runs from base 1 to 315 and encodes 104 amino acids. Gene Ontology annotation, biological process: protein complex oligomerization; response to salt stress; response to hydrogen peroxide. Lineage: Eukaryota; Viridiplantae; Streptophyta; Magnoliopsida; Malvales; Malvaceae. The record is from RefSeq and is a predicted model, not a curated record. The transcript has a single exon.